AUGCCCGGUCGUUUAUUGAGCACCCUCGCGCGGGUAGCUCCAACGCCAUCGCCUAAAUCGGACCCUGCUAAACCGCACGCCGAAGGUCUACUUCCGCCUGUCUACUCGUAUGAUGCGCCAAGAGUAAAGGCAAAGUCAAAGUCCGAAGAGUCGCUCGUCAUGGACAUCUUCAACCGCCACAAGCAUGACAAGCAUGCGAAAGAGAAGGAGGACUUGAAGAAGAGUCCCAAGGUUGAGGCUCAGGGUGCUGCUUCAAUGAACAUGAGUGUAGAGUCGCCACCCAUUGUUUUCUACAACAGCCCGCAAGCCUCAACCGGCGCAAUCUUCUCCGGUCAGCUCAUGAUCAACGUUCAUGACCCGUUUAUUACGGUAGAAAAGUUUGAAAUGCGCAUGCUUGCCAUUGUUACUACAAAAAAGCCCGUGGCUCCACACUGCCCGGAGUGCAGCACCCAGACCACGGAAAUUCACAAGUGGGAGUUUCUGACACACCCCACCUCUCUGCGCCACGGCCCGCACAGCUUCCCCUUCAGCCACCUACUGCCCGGUCAUCUCCCCGCAACCACACAUGGAAGCUUAGCAACUAUCGACUAUUAUCUCUCCGCCGUCGCCACAACCUCAUCGGGCAAGAUUACUUACAAGCGCAACCUUGACAUCAAGCGCGCCAUCUUCCCGGGUGCUGAGAAGCACUCGAUCCGCAUCUUCCCACCCACCAAUCUGACCGCCUCGGUCAAGCUACCUCCGGUCAUCCACCCAAUUGGCGACUUUCCCGUCGAGAUGCGUCUUUCUGGCAUUGUACUGAACAAAGCGGAUUCUCAGACACGCUGGAGGCUUCGCAAGCUUAACUGGCGCAUCGAGGAGACCCAAAAGUUCAUUUCCCCAGCUUGCCCCAAGCACGUCUCCAAGGUUGGAGGCGAAGGCAAGGGUGUCCUCCACGAGGAUGUCCGCGCCAUUGCCAACGAAGAGGUCAAGACUGGCUGGAAGACGGACUUUGAAAAGGGCGAGAUCGAUGUCGAGUUCCAGGCUGCAUGCAACGUCGGCAUGAAGCCUCUGUGCGACAUGGAGAGCUCGAGCGGCAUGAGCGUCAAGCACAACUUGAUCAUCGAGAUGGUUGUCGCUGAGGAGUGGGCGCCAUUGAAGAAGCUCAGCCAGGCCACUCCCACCGGCGCUGCACGUGUCCUCCGCACUCAAUUUCACCUUGUCCUCACCGAACGCUCCGGAAUGGGCAUCGCUUGGGAUGAAGAACAGCCCCCGCUAUACGAGGACGUUCCCAUGAGCCCACCCACCUACGUCGAAGAAUGCGAAUAUCCAUUCUCGAACAGCAGCUCGCGAUCUGGUAGCUUCAGUCUUGAGCACUAGAUGCGACAUCUUCUCUUUCCUUUGUUCAGUAUACCCCAUUUUCGAUCAACAAUCUUCACGAAUUUCCUUACUAGGCCAUUGGCUCAUCUUCACUCUGAUUUCAUCCUUAGUGGGAUGUGUAGGAUAUACCCCAUUUGCAUUUAUUUUGGCGCUGUCGUUUCGUGACCGCCAAAUGGCGUUAUGGUUCAUUGCUGGUCUGCUUGAGUUGAGCCCAUGGAGAGCCCCUCUUGCAUGGUAUACAUAUCCAGCAGGCGUUUGGAAACACAUAGAAAAGUUUGUUUGAUUCAUCGCAGGUCGUCAGCGUACGAUCCUCCCAACAGCACAUACUUAGUAAUAGCCAAAACAUGACCUUACUCUCUCACAAACCUCUCCCAUCAAUACAAGUUUAUGCACCCA
Molecule: messenger RNA, 1752 nt
Organism: Pyrenophora tritici-repentis Pt-1C-BFP
Lineage: Eukaryota; Fungi; Ascomycota; Dothideomycetes; Pleosporales; Pleosporaceae
Product: putative arrestin (or s-antigen) n-terminal domain protein
Biological process (GO): ubiquitin-dependent endocytosis
Cellular component (GO): cytosol; cytoplasm; plasma membrane
Molecular function (GO): ubiquitin protein ligase binding; protein-macromolecule adaptor activity
Source: RefSeq, a predicted model, not a curated record